This is a messenger RNA of Carlito syrichta (Philippine tarsier), 856 nucleotides long. It is a transcript of the gene MRPS35, whose product is annotated as mitochondrial ribosomal protein S35. Gene Ontology annotation, cellular component: mitochondrial small ribosomal subunit. NCBI's taxonomy places the organism in Eukaryota, Metazoa, Chordata, Mammalia, Primates, Tarsiidae. Gene Ontology annotation, biological process: mitochondrial translation. The transcript is spliced from 7 exons. The record is from RefSeq and is a predicted model, not a curated record. Gene Ontology annotation, molecular function: structural constituent of ribosome. Bases 34 to 594 code for a protein of 186 amino acids.
GCUUGUCCCCUUCGGCUUGCCGUCCUCGAAGACAUGGCGGCCGCCGCGCUCCCGAUGUGGCUGGCCCUGCAAGCGGGGACCCGGGCCCUACGUGCGUUCUCCACCUCCGUGUCCCCGGCCACUCACGCUCCGAGACCCGCCCCGCGUGAGUGUCUGCCUCAAAGAACAUCCAGAAAUGAAAGGCUGCAGAAAAGAAAGGCACUACCUCCUAGGACAGAGAAAAUGGUUGUUGAUCAGGACUGGCCUAGUGUUUACCCUGUUGCAGCACCAUUUAAACCCUCUGCAGUUCCUCUUCCUGUUCGAAUGGGUUAUCCAGUAAAAAAGGGUGUGCCCAUGGCAAAGGAGGGGAAUCUAGAACUGUUAAAGAUCCCCAAUUUUCUGCAUUUGACUCCUGUAGCAAUAAAAAGACAUUGCGAAGCUCUUAAAGAUUUUUGCACUGAAUGGCCAGUAGCAUUAGACAGUGACAAGAAAUGUGAAAAACAUUUUCCAAUUGAAAUUGACACCACUGAUUAUGUUUCAUCAGGACCAUCUAUUCGAAACCCCAAAGCACGAGUAGUAAUCUUAAGGAUGCCCUUUGAAGAGACAGAAUUAUGAUUAUGCAAUGUAUCUUCUAACAGUUCUAUACCAUGAGUCUUGGAAAACUGAAGAAUGGGAAAAAAACAAGACUGAAGCAGACAUGGAAGAGUAUGUAUGGAAAAAUAGCUCCUCAGAAAAAAAUAUCCUGGAAACACUUCUCCAGAUUAAAGCCACUGAGAAAAAUGUGGAAGUAAAUAAAGAAGAGCUCCUGGGUACUAAAGAAGUUGAAGAUUACAAAAAGUCUGUUGUUAGUCUUAAGAAUGACGGGGAAAAUGAAAAU